AUGGUUAACAUUAAUACUAUUCAAUCAGGCACUGUAUUUGCAUGGUUUAUGCUAUUGAUGAUUAUUCGACGUAUUGUAUUGCUGAUUAUUGUUAGCAUUGUGGAAUACAACAGAUCUUUUCCACCAAGUUUUCGAGUUCGUGAAGACAAAAUACUGAGAAAAGUUCGAAUAGAAACAUCAAUAACAAGACCUAUCCAUAUCGAGGUUACUAAACAUGUGCGUGUUAACAAAAUUAUUGGUAAUAAUUUAGAAAAUGAUGUACAUUUUAUAAUUCUUCUAUUCGCAACAGCUAUUUUCUCAGAUAGUAUAAAUGACAAAUGUACAAAAACAAUUAUUUAUGGUGUUAUUUAUUUAUUUUUUCGUAUAUUUUAUGCUAUAGCAUAUAUUAUAGCAUUACGACCAUGGAGAACUUUGGUAAAGAUUGCUAUACAAUCGUUUCGAACGGGAUAUCCAUUUCAAACACAAACUACCGUCUCGGAUGUAGAAAAUGAUGAAAUAAUUACUGAUGAUCAGGAAAGAAAAGACAAAAAUGAAGAAGAUGUUACUAUUGUUUUGUUAAAUAAUGACUUGGAAAAUAAGAAAACACAAUCAUUUAUUACGUCUCUUCGAUCAAUAAAUGAUUAUAUUCAAGUCUUUCACACUGAAGAUAAAGCUUUGGCAUAUAUUGAAUCAGUCGUUGAAGAAAAAAUCUUGUUAAUUGUUGAUUGUCUUUCUGAUAAUCUUCUUAAUGUUAUCGAAGCAUUAAAACAAGUUGAUGGUCUUUUUCUUUAUACAUCUGUAUUACCUGAUAAACUUCCAUCAUGUAUUACAGCUAUUUGUUCUAAUGAACAACAACUUUUUGAUGAAAUAAAAAAUAUUCGUCAACAAAUCAGUAAACAAAUGACUGUCUUUUCUAUUUACAAUCAAACAAAAACGGAAAAAAUUGAUAUACAACAUGAAGUUGGUACUUUUCUCUUUUUUGAAAUUUUUAAAACUGCUUUAAAAAAAUUACCGAAAAAAUCCGAAUCUAAAAAUUUAAUGGUUUCAAAAUAUCGUAAUUAUUAUGCAGGUAAUAGAAAAGUUUUAGAAGAAAUACUUGAUUUUGAACAUAAUUAUAAAACACAUGAAGCACUUCAAUGGUAUGUAAAUCGUUCAUUUAUUUAUCGAUUAAUUAAUAAAGCUCUACACACGGAAAAUAUUAAUUCUUUAUGUUAUUUUCAUUUUUACAUUAAAGAUUUAUCAAAACAAAUAGAAAAAGAAUUUAGAAAAUUUAAAAAACAAAAUUCUCAAUCUAUUAUUCAAUUGUACAGUAGUUCUAAAACAACAAAAGAAGAAAUAAAAAAAUAUCAACAUAAUAUUGGAAAUUCAAUUUUCACUCAUGGAUAUUUGUCAACAACACGUCAACGUCAUUUAGCCUAUGAUUUUGCUAUCAAACAAUAUAUACAAUCUGAUGAAGAAAAAGUUUUAUUUCAAUAUACUGUAGAUUUAGAUCAUGUUCAAUCAAUCAUUUUUGCUGAUAUUUCUCAAUAUAAUAAAUUACCAGAUGAGAACGAAAUAAUUUUUGAUUUAGGAGCUGUCUUCAAAAUUGAAUCGUGUACAUUUAAUACUAAAGAAAAUUUAUGGUUAAUGAAUGUUCAGGCAACAGAUAAAGUUUUUGAAGUUACUUCUGAAUAUCUUGAAUAUCAAACAUCUAAAAUGGCUGAAUCUAAUAUUGUAUUAACGCUUGGUCAUUUAAUUAUUGAAAUGGGUGAUUAUGAUAGAGCCGAAAAAUAUUUUACUACAAUUUUAAAUUCAUCAAUUCCAAAUGAUGAAGAAAUUUCGUGUAUAUAUUAUCAUAUGGGUCGAAUUUAUCGAUUAAAAGGUGAAUAUGAACGUGCACUUGAAUUUCUUCAACAAGCUUUUGACACACAUUCAAAAGCUCGACCAUCUCGUUGGGCAAGUGCAGCUAAAGCGAUGAAUGCCAUGGGUAUUGUUUAUAUGGAACAGAAUAAUGUUCAACAAGCAAUUGAUUCUUUUGAAUGUACGUUAAAAUUAUAUACAAAAACUAUUCAUGAAUGUCAUCCAGAUAUUGCUGGAACACUUAUUAAUCUUGCUAAUAUUUAUUGUGGACUAGAAGAAUAUAAGAAAGCUCUUUCUUGUUUUCAACGAGCACAAUAUAUUUAUGAAAGUAGUUUACCACCAAAUCAUCCAAAUCGAGCAAUUUUACUUAAUAAUCUUGGUAAUUUUUAUCUUCGUCAAAAUCAGUUGGAUUUAGCUUUGAACGCUUAUGAACAAGCUUUGAAUAUCAAUGAGAAAACUUUGCCUGUUAAUCAUCCUGAAAUUGUACGAAAUAGAAAUAAUCUAUCUAGGGUACAAAUAAUGAUUUGUGAACAAAAUAAACCUGAUGUUCAGCUCGAAAAAGCUCCUGACUAUAGCCAAGUCGUCAUAUGUUCAAGUGUGGAACCGAAUAUAACUAACUUAUUUUCAUCGGACACUUCGGAAAAACAUCAAAAUUCAGACUCGAAAGUAGAAAUGAUUGAAAUGAAGAAUUAUUGA
Molecule: messenger RNA, 2514 nt
Organism: Rotaria sp. Silwood1
Lineage: Eukaryota; Metazoa; Rotifera; Eurotatoria; Philodinida; Philodinidae
Source: the annotation of a GenBank genome assembly